AUGUUCAACACACUAAGCAAUAAAGAACGCUUCUUAAGAAUUUUUCUUGUCAUAUCCGUUGUGACGGCUGUGGUAGCUGAGCCAAUGGCGUUCAGCUUGCAGAAUACACAAUCCCAACCACUUCUUUUGAUUGAGCGAAUGAAACCGGCGCCAAGACCGUGCCUUGAAAACCAAGCCAAUUCAAAUCGUACGGGGCUAUAUGUGAUGUGGCAAAAGCUUCUGGUUCGUGUAACGUCACAGUGGCAACAGUCAGUUUUGGCGAAGAGUUUUGGCGUGAAAAAAGUCCCAAACGAGCAAGAAAUGGCGCCUUACAAUAUUGAAUGUGGCAAUUUUGGAAACAUGGCUGCAGAAGUGGCAAUGGAGAGACGCAUUGUUAAUGUCGUGCUCACGCUGACGCAGCUAUUGUUGGCUUUGGAUAUCGUUAUACUUGCGGUGGUGUUCGCAAUGCUGAUCAGCAGCUUUUGCACAACUAAGAAACCAACUGAAGCGGAAGUGGUGAAGGCGUAG
This is a messenger RNA of Bactrocera tryoni, 507 nucleotides long. RefSeq lists its product as uncharacterized. The record is from RefSeq and is a predicted model, not a curated record. The transcript is spliced from 3 exons. Bases 1 to 507 code for a protein of 168 amino acids. Lineage: Eukaryota; Metazoa; Arthropoda; Insecta; Diptera; Tephritidae.